AUGGCCGUCGUGCUUGGGAGCUUCGAGAUGCCGUCCCUGCGCGAGAUCAUGAUGAACAGGGCGAAGGAGCCUGCCAAGGUGCAUCCCAUGGAUCGUGCACCUCCCUCUCCCCAGACAGCACCAGAGUCGCCGGCUGCUCGAUGUGGCUCUCCACUUGUACAGGCAGAGGUGGGCACACCGCAGCGCAGCGGCUACGGGCGGCCUCCCAGGCCUAAGCCGACACCAGGGCAGACGCAAAGCCCCGCAAGUGCUGGCUCCGCGCACCCUCGGAGGCCCAGUGAAGAGAGGAGGCCGCGACCGAGGUCCUUGGCACGCGACGGUGCAGGCCGGAGAGCUCCAAGUGAGCCCCCACGAGGCAACGAAGACGAGGAUUCUGUGCCCUCCAGAGCCGGCCGAGGUGCUCCUGGGGCUGCGCGAGCCAAGGCUCGCUCCUUGACGCCCAACAGGGCACCAGAGAAGAUUCGGAUAGGUGAUGCGGCUCCUCCCAUAGAUCGCAAGGAUGUGGGCAAGGUUCCUGCAUACUUGAAGAGACGUCAGGAGGAGCUCGCAGAGGAGAAGAGACGGGCUGCACGCCCCGUCUCACCACAGCCUCCGCCAGGCUACAGAAAAGUAGAUGAGGAUGAGCGGCAAGAAACGCUGGACGUCUUAAGGCAGCGAAAGGUUGAAGUGGAGAGAGCGCAAAUGAGUUUGCCCUUCAAGAUAGAAACGAUCGGCCAGAAGCAGCGUGAGAAGGACCUCAACGACCGCUUGGUUCACAUAGAGAAGCUGUCAGGAAUGUUCUCCAAACCUGUGGUCUUUGUUCCGGCUGAUGCUGGGCCGAUAGCCGCUUCGCUGCCCUCACUAGGUGCCGACAAGGAGCGUAAGGCUCUUGAGGUCCUGCCAUCAAAUGAUCAGCGCAGCGACAAGCAUCCAAGACCUGGAAUUGUCGUAAAGCAGGCUCCGGGCGGCCAGUCCAACUUGGUUCUCGGCUGA
This is a messenger RNA of Symbiodinium pilosum, 972 nucleotides long. The record is from the annotation of a GenBank genome assembly. Lineage: Eukaryota; Dinophyceae; Suessiales; Symbiodiniaceae.